Molecule: messenger RNA, 1444 nt
Organism: Daldinia caldariorum
Lineage: Eukaryota; Fungi; Ascomycota; Sordariomycetes; Xylariales; Hypoxylaceae
Exons: 6
Coding region: 233-1186 (317 amino acids)
Cellular component (GO): cytoplasm; nucleus
Molecular function (GO): RNA binding
Source: RefSeq, a predicted model, not a curated record
ACACAGGGCCCCAACUCUCUCACACAACAAUUACCAGGCGCCGCAACACACUCCAAAUCCAAACCCUACCUAAUCCAAACCUCAUCAACGCCGAGGAUAUUGACGAGAUAUUUUGCUCAAGGAUAUGACCUGCUAGGCCAUAUCCUUUCCCCCUCGUUGCAUUCUCUCCUAUUGAUCCGACUGUCGUUUUCAGAGCUCCGCCUUGCUAAAAGGCGAAUCAAUUGGCGACAUCAUGUCGGUCGCCUCGAAAAACCGCUUCGACGCCCUCGGUAAUGAUAUCGAAGGAGAUGAAGCGCCGUCCGGCCCUGUGAAGACGGUCGACAAGACCACCAUGCGCAGUACCAAGCGCAACGUCGAGCCCCAAGCCCCCGCUAAACCCGCUACCAACACCGGAGCUCGUCGUGCUGGUCCUGGAGGCAACGAGGGAGCCUUCCGUGACCGCAGUGCCGGUACAGCUAACAACCACCGCAAGCCCACUGAUGAGGCUCCCCGAAGCAGCUCCCGAGGUGGUCGCGAAGCUCGUGUACGAGGAGGCCGUGGUGGUCGAUUCACUCGCGACCGUGAUGACAGACAUCCUAAGGGAAUUCCAAGCGGCGGUUCUGAGAAGCAAGCCGCCCAAUCAUGGGGUGCUACCGAAGGCGAAGCCGAGCAAAAGGAUGAACAGGCUGGAGACGAGAUUGCUCAGUCCGAAUUGAAGGAAGCAACCGCUGAGGAUGCUCAGGAGCCGGCUACCCCUGCCGAGCCCGAAGAUAAGCACGUCUCCUACGCCGAGUACCUUGCUCAGCAAGCUGAGAAGAAGCUCGCCCUCGGCGAGUCCUUGGAAAUCCGCAAGCCCAAUGAAGGCAGCAAGGCCGACAAGAAGUGGGCCAAUGCUAAAGCCCUCGUCAAGGACGACGAUGAUGACUACGUUCCCGGUGCUAGUGGCAAGGUCAAGCGCGAGCGUGAGCGCAAGUCCAAGCAGCUCCUCGACAUCGACCAGCGAUAUGUUGAGCCCGAGCGUCCCCGAGGCGGACGUGGCGGACGCGGAGGUAACCGCGGAGGUGCUCCCAGGGGUGAAGGUCGCGGUCGCGGCGGCCGUGGCCGAGGUGGUGAAUCUCGAGGCGACUUCCGUGGUGGACGCGGUGGCCCUCAGAAUACCUCUUCGUUCGCCCUCAACUCGGAGGCAUUCCCCAGCCUGGGCGCUUAAGUUUGCAACAAACUCCCUGAAACCGGCACUAACUAGAAGGUACACUAUGUCUAUUAUGCAGGUUAGGUUUUCGAUGGUCUGUCAGGGGAUCCAGUAUUAGCCCAUAGGGCUCAUAAAGCCGGUGUACUUCUGGCUAGGAACAUCCUGAGAAGCCCAUGUUUUCUCAUUAUUCCGAAUUAACAAAAGUUUCUUUCAUUUUCAAGCAUAUACGUGCAAAAAUGACCAACGUUGAUGUGCUUACUUGAGGUAUACCGCUUU